Molecule: messenger RNA, 1627 nt
Organism: Mytilinidion resinicola
Lineage: Eukaryota; Fungi; Ascomycota; Dothideomycetes; Mytilinidiales; Mytilinidiaceae
Product: putative carboxypeptidase S1
Exons: 3
Coding region: 1-1389 (462 amino acids)
Biological process (GO): proteolysis
Cellular component (GO): fungal-type vacuole
Molecular function (GO): serine-type carboxypeptidase activity
Source: RefSeq, a predicted model, not a curated record
AUGAGGACCUUUGGUCUACGUUACCUGCUGCUUUUAACUGCUGCUUUCGGGGUCUUUUCUGCCGCUACUCUCUCGAAGGAUAAGUGGUACCGUGAGAGAAAAGCCGGUGUUACAUAUCAGAUUUUCGAAAAUGAGGCCACCGGAAUCGUGCUGCAAGUCGUGAAAAAUUCUGGGAUUUGCGAGAAGAUACCAAGAGUCGAUCAAUAUUCGGGUUACGCUUCAUUUAAUGAAGUGGAGCAUACGUUUUUCUGGUUUGUUGAGGCUCGUACAAACCCCACGACCGCGCCUUUUGCGAUGAAUUUGGCAGGGGGACUAGGAGGCGCAAGCACGGCGGAGCUGUUUACACAGCUCGGCCCAUGCCACUUUGAGGAAGGCGAAAGCACGCCGUCAAUCAGCAACACGUACAACCUCAACCAGAACGUCAAUAUGAUCUACAUUGACCAACCCAUCGAUGCCGGUUUCUCAUCCAGCCUCAAUCUCGCUGGAUCGACUGAUGCUGCGGCCCCUUACAUCUGGAACCUACUUCAGGCUUUCUUUGCGGGUUUCGAGGAGUAUGAAAACCGCGACUUGAGUAUCAUCACAUCUUCUUACGGGCGCGUAAACGGCAAGAAGAUCGAAAUCGCUGCUCUAAUUAUCGGCAACGGCUGGUAUGAUGGUGCGAUUCAGUACAAGGGGAUCAUAGAGUAUAGCCGCAACAACACCUACAAGCCUUUGAUUAGCAAAAACGAGGCCAACGCGUAUAUGUGGGAGUAUUACUCGCAGUGUCUCCCUGCACAAGAGCUGUGCGAUCGCUCGGCGAGCUACGAAAACUGCCGAAACGUUCAACGCAUGUGUUCAUUGAAACGCUACUUGAUCGACGAACGAGAUGAAGACGUCUAUGACAUUCGUAAAAGAAGUAUAUAUACAGUCCAAGGAGUUGAUCUAGGGACACCAACGGAGAAAGAGGUCGUACAUGGUUACCUGAACCGUCUGGAUGUUAUGAAAGCGAUCGGGGCUAUAUCAUCGUGGGAUGAUUCUUCAGAAAGGAUUAAGAUUCGAUUCGGCGAGUGGGCCGUUGACGCACGCUCGACCUUGAACACUUUGAGUAAGGUAGUCCGCAGUGGCGUCACUACUCUCAUAUACGCGGGCGAUGCCGACAUGGUAGACGAUUGGUUUGGGAACCUCGACGUUGCAGACGCUAUCAAGUAUGAGGGCACAUCUACCUUCGCCAACAAACGGCUUACUCCGUAUGCCGUGAAUGGGUUGGUGGAAGGAGAAUUCAAGAGCUUCAAGAACCUUUCAUUUCUCCGUAUCUACGAGGCUGGACAUACAGCCAGGCAUGAUCAGCCGGCGUUGGCCUUCCAGGUAUUCAAUCAGACGAUGCAGAAGACGGCGAUAUCGUCUACUUAGCGGCCUGCGUCCCCUCUAGUUUCUAGACUGCGUAUAAAAUUGCAAUGUAGGUCGCAUGUAGUAGACACCACUGUCUUGCCACAAGUCUAGGGACACGUUCAUCGGCUUUGGGGUGCCCUUGAGCGGUAGAGAGGGGAUGACGGCAGGACAUUAUAACUAUUUCAAUCGUAGACUUUCAACGGAUAUUUGUGCAUUUAAGAUAGGGAGGGAUAAUGGUACACCCCCUAAUCACUCCUUG